CAACACAGCCACCACUGCCAUGCGCCUUCCCCGACGCGUGCCAUGGGCACAUACCAGCGAACUAGAACAGGUCUGUGCGUGGAUUUUUGCAGACAGGGACGAUGUAGAAUCAAAAAUAUUGGCUGUUAACAGGUUGUCUGCCUGGAAGGCGAUCACUGCACUUCCUCAUGCCCUGGAAUCCACCCUGGCCAUACUGGUCGUGCAGCUCCAGGACAGUCCGUCCCAGUCUUCAUUUGCUGCUCUGAACCUUCGUCUCGCCUAUGCGUCCACAAUCAUACGCAUGGUGAAUGGCCUGGUCGACCCCCUGCAAGUAGGAGCAUUCGCAAGGUCUAUAGCGUCCAUAGCUGCUCAGCUUGGUCUGCCAUCUUGGCUCGUUGAACUCAGACAUGCAGCUACCCACGAAGACCUGCCCAGCCUUGAACUGCUUAGAGAAGCAGCUCGAGAGUCUCUCUCGUGGCUUUUCCACAACUACUUUCAGCCCACGUUGAAUCCCUCCGCCCCUCCGCCUCCUUCGGCUGCCCUGCGACCGAUUACGCCACUGCUAAGGGCAUACAAGCAACUUAUGAAAGCUGUGACGCGGGACGCAUCAUUGCGCAAACGACAGCAGGGUGACAUUGACGCUAUCAUACGUGACAUCGAACGGUGGAUAGCGGAAGCGAUGGUAUCAGCGGACCUCGUCAACGACGCCGUCACAUGGGGGUUUGACGAAUAUAGAGAAAGCUAUCGAGGCAGUGCCAACUUGAAGGAGAGAGCUGCCUUGGAACCUCUUUGUGACGCACUUUUCGAUGUAGGCGCUCUGGUUCCCUUAGCCAAGAAAAAGAGACAUGCUCCUAUGGACCCAUUCCUUCCAACAGCAUCCUCAAAAGCGGUAUGGGCUCCACUGCUCAAUAAACUUCGAUCGCAUCACCCAGUCUUGCCGUCGGUGUUUAUAAAUCGCGCAGUCUACUCAUUACUGGGAAACUGGCUGCAGCCAGAUCCAGGAACGAUAGCGAUCGAAAUAGAGGUUGAAGACUCGCCAAGAGAUAUCACUUAUGACGAAUACCUUGCGAGAUGGGUUGUCUGGGCGAUCCAGACUUGGGAAGAAACAUCCGAUGGCGAGAACCAGCUGAGGAAAGAACUCCUCCUUGCACUCUCACCGUCUCUCGUACCCGGAAAGUUCGCAUCACCUGACAAAACUACAAUUCUAACCACGCUGCUACGAAGUGUCACUUCCGGCGACAAGGAGUUGGAGAGUGUUGCCGACCUCAUUUUCGUUGCUACAAAGAAUGUUUCAGCGGAGACAUGGAAUUUAAGCAAUCUCGCACAAAUGGAUCAUCGUCUUGAAAUUCUGUCCUCGUUCGACAUUACCAUGGAGGACGAGGGCGAAAUAGACCCAGCUUCGCCCAACGUCAACCGUACAAAUCUUCCAGAAGCCCAAUCCCCAGGUUGGACGCUACUAGACGUCAGAAGCGGAUGGAAAUCAUGCCCCAUCGGUGUGUAUUAUCAAAAAAGAGGGGUAGUAGAGGAUGUCCCAAUGUGAUCAUCGGGUCAAACAGGGAUCUGUGAAGCAAGGAACCAUUACAGUACAGAGACACCUCGCGAGGGGUUGUCAACGUAAUCUCAUCAAGUUACAUGAUAACACAGCAAGAAUUUUGCUAAGCGGGUGGUUAGGUUGGACUCAAUAUGUGAAUGCAACGGCAGGCCCACCUUCUUAGCGGUCUUGUAAAACAUCUUACUCUGUGCAGAGAGUGCAUUGGAUCGUUCCACCAGGUUAUCGAGCUUUUCUCCGCGUUGCAGUACCGACUCUAUCGUCUUGUGCUGAUGGAAUGACAAUUAUGAGUAUGGAUGUUAAAAGGAAGUAUUCGGGGGCACAAACCAAAAC
Molecule: messenger RNA, 1861 nt
Organism: Pisolithus orientalis
Lineage: Eukaryota; Fungi; Basidiomycota; Agaricomycetes; Boletales; Pisolithaceae
Product: Las1-like-domain-containing protein
Exons: 6
Coding region: 20-1519 (499 amino acids)
Biological process (GO): maturation of LSU-rRNA; maturation of 5.8S rRNA
Cellular component (GO): Las1 complex; preribosome, large subunit precursor
Molecular function (GO): endonuclease activity
Source: RefSeq, a predicted model, not a curated record